GAACUUUGAACUCGGGGACUGAAAAAAAAUCUCCAAUACUUGGGAGUCAAGACAAAAAUGGACCUGUCCCCUUAGCAUGGAAGCUUUUAAGCUGGCAAUCCGCCAACGACGGCAUAGACAGGCUCAAUGGUUGGGGUGUCAACGUUUCCCUCUUCACCCCAGUUCCCAAACUGGCCUUGUGUAUCUGACGCAGCUGGAUGCAAACAGGGCUGCUAAGAUACAAACUUGAGGCUAAGCCAUCAUUUGACUGAAAAAAAAAACCAACGCUUUGCCUAGCUGGGAGAUUAAAUCCUUGUGGUUUAUUGACUUAUUCCUUGGCCCGGUGUUUUGUUUUUGAUGGCUUGAAAUGGUGCGAUCCCUGUUUGCAAAGGUUCAGGUAAAAAAACAAAAAAUCAGCUUUAGUCCAGCAGCCUAUUUAGGAAGGUGGGACAGCCAGGUGAGUCUUCCUGUCCUAGCUUGGAUGAUUUGACCGUUUCCAGGCUCAGCUAAUUUGGGAGAUUUAAGGAAACCUCAGGCGUCCAGUGCCCGUUCUUCCCGCGUUGCUGCCAACAAAACCACACAGGGUUACCCGCAAAUUCCUACAAAAGCCGCCUGCAUUUUCGCCACCCGAAUUAACGGUAGAUCCCCGGCCUCUUUGCAGAAGGCGGCGAAAUUUUGGGGCAGCAUGAUUCUCCUGGGCUCCAGGUUAUUUUAAACCAGCUUUGGAUUCGGGAACAAUCGUUUUAAGACGCAGACUAGGUUACGUGGAGCAGAGGCCCCAGAAAUUCUGCCGAGGUGAUGGCUGUCGGGGCUCCGAAGGGCCUAAGAGGGACAUGGAAAUGUUUGCAAAAGAGUCAGUUUUGGCUACUUCCGCAAAGGGACAGACGGAAGAAACCCCAGCCGAAGCGCAGUAGAAAAAUUUCCGUAGCCGUCGGUUACACCCAAGGAAGACCAUGGCGUUUGGGCACUUUUUUCUGCUUUUCUGCUGUCGUUGCCAGCACACCUGUUUUCUGUUUGGCAAGAGAUUACAUCCUGGGGGGGGGACUCCAUGCAGAAGCAGAGGGCAUCUCUUCCCCCGCGGUACCCCCAGGUGCCCGUCUGUAAACAGGACACGCUGAGGAUAGUCAGCUCCAGCUCCUUCCAAGCCAUGCGGUUUGCGGUGGAGGAGAACAGCAACUCCACCAGCCUUUUGCCCAGGAUCCUGCUGGGCUAUGAAACGAUGGACAUCUGCUACCUCACCCACCCCGUCCACCCCAUCCUGUGUUUCCUCGAGGACAACUGCUCAACGAUCCAAAUCCAGAGGAAUUGCACUUUGUCCUAUCCGGGAGCGCUCUCCGUCAUCGGUCCAGAUUCCUCCCCGGCAGCCAUCAGGGUGGCUUCUAUUCUGAGUCACGUUCUUAUCCCGCAGUGUCUUCUCCUACGUGGGGUCUCCACCGAGCUGAGGUGUCUCUUCUGCCUGGCCGGCUUCAGCGUUUGCUUCAUCGUCUGUUCCUUCCAAGAUGGUGGCCUGGCUGUCCACCGCCUUCACCGCCUGGUCCAUGUCCAGGGGGCAGUGGGUCUUCAUCGCCACCAUCUCCGCCCUCAAGCUGGCCAUUGUGACAGCCUCCAAAGCCCGUCUAGGCUGUCCUCAGCCCGGCUGAGCUUUUCCUGACGUGACGUACCAACUACGUUUCCGUGGUUGUAGUCAGCCACGUCUUCAACGUGGUCCUCUCCUCCCUGUGCUUCUGCUUGGCCUACGCAGGGAAGGCGUUGCCGAAGAGCUACAAUGAAGCCAAGUUCAACACCCUCGUCAUGGUGGGCUACUCCAGCUUCUGGGUGCUGCUGGCCCUGGUCACCACCGUCUCGGAAGGACGAUGGUCGCCAUCACUGAGAUGUUCUUUGUGGUCUUCAACCUGCUCAGCCUCUCCUUGGGCUACUUCGGGCCCAAGGGUCGCGUCAUCUAUGUCCUCCCGGAACGUAAUACGGUGGCCUUCUUCCAGGCAGCCAUUCAGGGCUACAGCAUGGACCAGGGCUAGAGGUAUCCUCAGCCCCAUUAUUCCUUUGCCCCAGCACUCCAGCUGGAAAUAUUUGUCUGAAACGGUAUAGGUUCUCCUGCCUGGGCAGGGGGUUGGACUAGAAGACCUCCAAGGUCCCUUCCAACUCUACUCUACUCCACU
Molecule: messenger RNA, 2135 nt
Organism: Crotalus tigris (Tiger rattlesnake)
Lineage: Eukaryota; Metazoa; Chordata; Lepidosauria; Squamata; Viperidae
Product: taste receptor type 1 member 2-like
Exons: 3
Coding region: 1028-1630 (200 amino acids)
Biological process (GO): G protein-coupled receptor signaling pathway; sensory perception of sweet taste
Cellular component (GO): sweet taste receptor complex; membrane
Molecular function (GO): sweet taste receptor activity; G protein-coupled receptor activity
Source: RefSeq, a predicted model, not a curated record